AAAUUUCUUGAUAAAGUUUGGAGAAAUCCUACUUCUGUUAAUUUUAUAGAGUGAGUUUAAAAGUUUAGCUAACGUCCGAAAAAUGUAUUAUUAAUUGCUGAGAGAGUGGAUUUUGUUGGUGAGAAAGAAGAAAAUGGUUCGAGUGAGCAACAAUUUGAUAGGGUUACUGAAUUUUCUGACCCUUCUUCUGUCGAUUCCGAUUCUGAUAACUGGCGUGUGGCUGAGUAAACAAGUCAACACCGACUGCGAAAGAUGGCUCGAGAGACCCUUCAUUGUGUUGGGCGUUUUCCUUUUGCUGGUGUCCCUCGCGGGUCUUGUGGGCGCGUGUUGCCGUGUCUCAUGGCUCCUCUGGCUUUACCUUUUCGUUAUGUUCCUUCUCAUAAUCGUUGUCUUUGCCUUCACCAUCUUCACUUUUGUUGUGACCAAUAAGGGUGCUGGUGAAGCCAUUUCCAAUAGAGGCUACAAGGAGUACAGGCUCGGUGAUUACUCUAAUUGGUUGCAGAAGAGAGUCAACAACAGCCACAACUGGAACAGGAUUAGGAGCUGUCUUCAAUCAGGAAAACUUUGCUCUCAGUUCCAAGCCCAAUUCGCCAACGACACUGACCAACAAUUCUAUGCUGAAAACUUAUCCGCACUUCAGAACGAGAAGUUUUGCAAGGGAAAAAAUGUACUUAUUGCUCGGAUCAAGCUUGUGGGCAUGAGGGGUGUGCGUGUAAUUUUAUAUUCCAUCUUUUCCAGAAUAGAAUACUUUCCGAUUCAUUUCGUCAAUUUUUUAAGGUGUCAUGGAUGCAUGCUGGUGUUGUGAGGCUAAAAGUCUGGGUGUUGUAAGCCAUCAAACGAUUGCAAUUUUGUGUACGAGGGUCCAUCUAAGUGGAAUAAAACGGAAGGUGUGAAUUAUUCCAAUCCUGAUUGUAAUGCUUGGGAUAAUGACCCCAAUGUUCUGUGCUUCAAUUGCCAAUCUUGCAAGGCUGGGUUAUUGCAAAACCUUAAGACUGAUUGGAAGAAGGUGGCUGUUGUCAACAUCAUAUUCCUCGUCUGUCUCAUUAUUGUGUAUUCUAUUGGUUGCUGUGCAUUCAGGAAUAACAGGAGAGACAAUUGGAAGUACUAGAUUAGAUGCAACAUGUGCAUCUGCAUGUACAUAUAUGUUGUAGUAAGUAGUCAAGCAAUUUGGUUUCUCUUAUGGAUUCUAUCUUUGUAUGUUAUUUGCAUUGUAAAUUGUCAAUUCUAGAUAAUUUACAGUUAUUUAUUUGGUUGUUCCUUCGCCCCAACACCUUUGUAUUUGCCCAUUGCUGAAUACUCCUCACCUCAACAACGUCUGUUGAU
Messenger RNA from Abrus precatorius (Indian licorice), 1323 nucleotides. Its product is annotated as tetraspanin-7-like. Gene Ontology annotation, cellular component: plasma membrane; plasmodesma. The transcript has 3 exons. Gene Ontology annotation, biological process: auxin-activated signaling pathway. NCBI's taxonomy places the organism in Eukaryota, Viridiplantae, Streptophyta, Magnoliopsida, Fabales, Fabaceae. The record is from RefSeq and is a predicted model, not a curated record. Bases 134 to 805 code for a protein of 223 amino acids.